This is a messenger RNA of Drepanopeziza brunnea f. sp. 'multigermtubi' MB_m1, 1158 nucleotides long. RefSeq lists its product as uncharacterized. Gene Ontology annotation, biological process: butanediol biosynthetic process. NCBI's taxonomy places the organism in Eukaryota, Fungi, Ascomycota, Leotiomycetes, Helotiales, Drepanopezizaceae. Gene Ontology annotation, molecular function: (R,R)-butanediol dehydrogenase activity; zinc ion binding. Gene Ontology annotation, cellular component: cytoplasm. The record is from RefSeq and is a predicted model, not a curated record.
AUGGCUGCCAAUAUCCGAGCUCUCCGGUUCUACGGAAGAGGAGACAUCAAGCUGGAAUCGGUCCAGGCAGCUCCAUGCGGGAGCGAUGAGGUCCGCGUGAAGAUCGCGUACUGCGGCAUCUGCGGCACCGACAUCCACGAGUACCUGGGCGGGCCCAUCUUCCCGCCCCAGCCCGGGCAGAAGAACCCCCACAGCGGCGCCGAACUCCCCGUGACCCUCGGCCACGAGAUGUCGGGCACCAUCCUCGAGGUCGGGGCCGGCGUGACGGCGGCCCUCCACGUCGGCCAGCGGAUCUGCGUCAACCCGUCCAUGGACGACCGGCACCACGGCCGGGCCGCCUGCGCCGCGUGCCGCGCGGGCCGGCCGAACCUCUGCGCGCGCUGGACGUGCUACGGGCUCAGCGCCCGCGGCGGCGGCCUCGCGGGGGAGAUCGUCGUCAAGGCCGUCAGCUGCCUGGGCCUGCCGCCGGGCGUCUCGCUGCCGGUCGGGGCGCUGGUCGAGCCCCUAGCCGUGGCGGCGCACAUGCUGCGCCUCGCGGGCUUCGCGGCCGGCCAGGACGUGGUGGUGCUGGGGGCGGGCCCCGUGGGGCUGGCGCUGCUGCUGCUCCUGCGGGCGCGCGGCGCGCGCACGGUGGUCGUCAGCGAGGUGGCGGCGGCGCGGGCGCGGCAGGCGGCGCGGUUCGGCGCGGACGUCGUGGUGAACCCCCUCCGCCGUGCUGCGGCCGGGGCCGAGGCGGAGCCGGCUGCGGAUGCGGAUGCGGUGCGGGAGGCUGUCGCGCGGGAGAUGGGGGAGGGCGGGGCGGACAUCGCGUUCGAUGCGACGGGCUUGCAAUCCACGCUGGACACGGCGCUGGCGGUGGUGAAGCCGGGCGGGGUGGUCUUCAACGUGGCGAUCCACGAGAAGCCGCUGCUCGUCAACCCCAACGCGUUCACCUUCAAGGAGGCGAGGCUCAUGGGCGGCAUCUGUUACACGCGCGAGGAUUUCGAAGAGGUGUUGCGCGCGCUGGCGGCGGGGGAGCUGCCGGACGCGGCGGACCUGAUCACUUCGAUCGUGCCGCUGGAGGACGUGGUGGAGGGCGCCUUCUUGGAGCUUAUCCAUAACAAGACGGAACAUGUCAAGAUCCUCGUCAGACCUUCGCAGGAUCCGGAUCUCGCUUAG